Molecule: messenger RNA, 357 nt
Organism: Oppiella nova
Lineage: Eukaryota; Metazoa; Arthropoda; Arachnida; Sarcoptiformes; Oppiidae
Source: the annotation of a GenBank genome assembly
GAGAAAAUGAGUGUAAAAGAAGUGUUGAUAUUAUAUGCAUUAAUAGGGUUUGUAUGGUGUGAUAAUAAGCCAUUUAUUGAAAAAGAUUGUAAUCAAAUGUUAUUGAAUUUGCAACAAAUUGCCAAUAAUGAUUUCGACAAAUCGUCGGAUGAAUAUUGGCUUCUUAUGGCGCUAUACAUUGAUUGCAAUCAAAUGUUAGACGACUAUCAAUCACAACUCAAAUUUGGCACCAAUUCUGUCAAUUCUGUGUCCAAACCCAAUGAAUGGGUCGACCACAUGGAUGACCACAUGGAUGACCAGGUGUUUCGACACAAAAAGAACCGAAAGAAUCGCUUCACCGGUGUUUUGACGAAAUGA